Chiloscyllium plagiosum (whitespotted bambooshark) is the source of this 3009-nucleotide messenger RNA. It is a transcript of the gene eif2d, whose product is annotated as eukaryotic translation initiation factor 2D. Gene Ontology annotation, biological process: translational initiation; formation of translation preinitiation complex. Lineage: Eukaryota; Metazoa; Chordata; Chondrichthyes; Orectolobiformes; Hemiscylliidae. Gene Ontology annotation, molecular function: RNA binding; translation initiation factor activity. The record is from RefSeq and is a predicted model, not a curated record.
UUCCACCCGGAAAAGUGAAGGCGGGGUACAAGAUGGCCGAAUGCAUUGCUGGUGGGAUGAGUGUUGGAGGAGAACAAAACGUUUAAAUCGGUUGUAAUUCAACGAAACAAGAAACGCGCCUCUUUGCAGGAAAACGGAAAAGAAAGGAAGAUGUUUGCCAAACCUUUUCGCGUCAAGUCCAACACAGCGAUCAAAGGGUCGGAUAGGAGGAAGCUCAAGGCUGAUGUACAGUCUGCCUUUCCGUCUUUAUCUGGUGCUGAGCUAUCACAUCUUAUACCAAACAAGGAGGAGCUCAAUGUGGUGAAAAUGUAUUUGCAUAAAGGAGACGUGGUGACUGCCUAUGUUUUGAAUAAGAACCCCAUCUUCUUUGAAAUGAACAGGAGACUUUAUCCAACAGUGUAUACCCUGUGGUCUUGCCCAGAUCUUCUGGUUGCUUUCACAACAUGGCCUGCUGUAUUGACAAAACUGGCUGGAGGAGCAGAUCUUAUGUUGCCUGGAGUGGUUGUGCCACCUUCUGGUCUUCCUGAGCUACAACAGGGAGAUCUCUGUGCCAUUAACCUUGUUGAAAACAGAGCUCCAGUGGCAAUAGGCUUAGUCACUAUGCCAACAGCAGAUAUGCUUGCAGCUGGUAUGAAAGGAAAGGGCGUCACCACUCUCCAUACAUAUCUGGAUCUGUUAUGGGCAUUUGGAGAAAAGACUAGCCCACCUGUGAUUCCUCACAUAUCCCAUGACCCAGGAGGGAUUAGAAAUCAGUUGCAGGAGGAGGAAAAAGGAGAAGAGAAGGAAGAAGUGGCUUUUGAUGCAGAUGAUAUUGAGAAUCUGACUGCAGAGCUGGACAGUACAGAGAAGGAUACACCUGACAUGCGUAGUCUUUGUUUGAAUGAGGAAACUGCAUCAGAACACACGCCUUCAGCAACCAUUCAAGUGCGUGACCAAGAGGCUCAUGAUGGUGAUGUUGUUGAUCUGAAAGAAAUAACAGAAGACAGUGAAAACCACCACGACACUGAGAAUGAUUACGGCACUACAAAAAUCGUUGGGACUGUACAAGAGCAAAUGGAUGAGCUCCUUCUUCAGUGUUUCCUUCAUGCUUUGAAGUUUAAAGUGAAGAAAGCAGAUUUGCCUCUGCUCACAAGUACUUUUCUCAAGGUUCAUGUAUAUCCCUGUUGCCCGGAAGGCCAACAAUUAGACAUCAAAAAAUCAAGCUAUAAAAAGCUCUCCAAGUUUCUACUGACCAUGCAGCAACGGCAGAUACUUCAGAUGAAGGAACUCUCAAAAGGAGUUGAAAGCAUUACUGGUGUGAACUGGAAACAUGCAGACCUGCAAUCCUUUAAAGUUCCUGAAACAGUCACUGGUGAAGAGAUGGGGAAGAUUGACAGAGGGAGUGAUACAGGCUACCAGCCACCGGAGAUCAAGUCCUUUUACAAUGUUUCCAGUAAAUUGAUUCCCCUGUUUGAGCAUGCGGAUCUCAAAAAAGAUGCCGCACUUUCAAACGCAGAUGUUAGAAGUAUAAUCACAAAUUAUGUGAAGUCCAAUGAUCUGAUAGAUGACUAUAAUAAAAAUUAUGUCACCAUUAAUCCUACUCUUUGUGACUGCAUAUUAGAAAAAUCCGAGUAUCAUACUGUAACUAAACUCACAUGGGAUGAUCUCUUUUCCAGGUGCCUCAAGAGCCUGCAACAAUGUCAUGAAGUGACUUUUCCUGGGCAAAAGCCAAAAGUUCGAAAGGGUCAAAUUAAACCCAUUGACAUUGAUGUAGUACAGCGUGCAUCAAAUAAAAAGAGGAACACAGGAUCGCUCCAAAGUAUAUUAGAGGUUUGGAAAAAGCUCCAAAAUCUGGCAAGAAGAAGCGAUGACAUGGUUUCUAAUAGGAAUAAUGCAGUCACAGCAAUAAAAUCACUGUCACAACCUGUUCUUGUCAGUUUGUUAUUUAAUUUGUAAUGUCAGAUUUUCUACUACUGCAGCAUAUGGCAUCUCACAUCGAGUUCCUCUAAAACUGUGCCCAAAUGAAAUGCAUCUCUGUGCGAACACUUGGAGGCUAAACAUGAUAUCAAUCCAAUAUAUGUUGAAGUGAAUGUUGACAGGACUUCGCUGUUUUCUUCAGAUAUCACCAUGAAGAACAAUGAAGGUGAAAGCCAGAAAUCAUUUACUACCCAAACUUACUGGAUCAACAAUAGGGUGCUGCUGCUACAAUACUUUGGAUCUCAGCACUUACCCUGUCAUAUUCUGCAGCAGACUAGUGUGUUCUCGCCUGACAAAACGCAUCUCUUACCCAUCUGCUCUAUUGAAUUCACCAAUACACAUCUUAACCAGAACCUUCCCGUCACCCUAUCUGCCAGAUUCCUGUGUUCACAAGCAUCCCUUCCCCAUUCAUCCUGAAACUGUAUGUGCAGCACCUUGCACCUAUUCAACCUGCUUCCCACUUUAAAUCUCAGUGCUCUGCUUAAGCAUGAUCCUUUUGGUCAGGAGACAUCCUGACAUACUUUUGGUCAGACAUCCUUUUCUUUUAAACAGACAUCUUUUUGGUCAGUAGUGAAAUACAAGAAGUCACUACCAAAUUUUUAGUCAUCAAUCAAAUUUCUGGCUUUCAACUAGAGCAAGAGGAGACCUUAUUAAACAAAUUGAGGACAAACCAGUGCCUCUGCAAAGUCCAACUUUAUCACUGGGGCCUCAAUACAAAUCCUUUAUAUAUUGUUGAUUAGACACAAAUAAUGACCUUAAGCUCAAAGGUGAUGCUGUCAUUUUGGGAAUUAACAUUUGCAAAAUAAAAUAAAUAAUAACAUUUAGCAGCAAGUUGCUAUACAUCUUUUGUGAUUAACUAUCUUCUGAAGAUGCUGCAGUUAUUCCAACUGGGAACUGCAUAUGGACACUCCAAAUAGGUAAUAUAUCACAGGAAAUAAUUUGCAUUAGCUUCUGGACCAAUUCAUUACAUGGAAAGUCCUGAAGCUUCAUUGUAGUAUAUCUGAAUUAUCCCAGUGCCCAAAGUGCACGUAGAAAGUUACAUCAAAUGUGAGA